CAGGGCAGCCUGGCGCUGGCUGGCUGGCUAGCGGCAAGCGAGAAGCGGCCCCCUCGCAGCGAGCUUGCUGGAGCCGAGAGCCUCGCUGCCCCCGUCGGAGAGAUGGUUGAGUCCUCUUCGUCAAGGUUGCUGUGGUAGCCCAGAAACACCGUUCACUCGGAGCUGUGACCGCGCACCAUCAACACACACACACACACACACACACACACACACGCAGCUUUCCGCGCAAACUCCUCCACUGCGCCUUGGACCGAGGCAGAGGAGGAGGAAGGCGGCGAAGAAGGAGAGGCAAGGGGCGGGGGCCACGGGGAAGGCACGCAGGCUGGCAGAUCCGAGCCGGGGGGACGCGCGCUCCGCUCUCGCCAAGAAGCAGCCGAAGACGAUGCAAAGGCUCUGCUGCUACUGCAAAGGGGCCACCUGGCCCAAGGAAAGCGGCGCCGCUGCCACUGCCGCCGCCGCCGCAGAUUUGGGGCAGAGGGGAUGUGGGAAAUGCAGCCGCCCGGACUUGUGCAUCCUGAGCAAGAUCAUGGGGAUUAAAAGUGGAUUUACCUUGGGGAACCUCGUCUUUUUCUGGAUGCUCUCCUGUGUGAAAGGAUUUAUUUAUACAUGUGGUGGAACGUUAAAAGGACUCAAUGGUACUAUAGAAAGCCCUGGCUUCCCAUAUGGAUAUCCAAAUGGUGCAAACUGUACAUGGGUAAUAAUUGCAGAAGAAAGAAACAGGAUACAGAUAGUAUUUCAGUCUUUUGCUCUAGAAGAAGAAUAUGAUUAUUUAUCAUUAUAUGAUGGGCAUCCUCAUCCUACAAACUUCAGGACAAGGUUAACAGGAUUUCAUCUUCCUCCACCUGUGACUAGUACAAAAUCUGUAUUUUCACUACGAUUGACCAGUGACUUUGCAGUGAGCGCCCAUGGAUUUAAAGUAUAUUAUGAAGAAUUACAAAGUAGUUCUUGUGGAAAUCCUGGAGUUCCACCCAAAGGUGUCUUGUAUGGAACAAGGUUUGAUGUCGGUGACAAAAUCCGAUACAGUUGUGUGACGGGAUACAUCCUGGAUGGACACCCCCUACUCACCUGUAUAGCCAACUCUGUAAACACAGCAUCCUGGGAUUUUCCAGUUCCUAUCUGCAGGGCGGAGGAUGCAUGUGGAGGGACAAUGAGGGGAUCCAGUGGCAUCAUCUCUAGCCCUAAUUUUCCUAAUGAGUACCACAAUAAUGCAGACUGCACCUGGACCAUUGUGGCUGAGCCUGGAGACACCAUUUCACUCAUAUUCACGGAUUUUCAAAUGGAAGAGAAAUAUGAUUACUUGGAAAUAGAAGGUUCAGAACCACCAACAAUAUGGUUAUCUGGAAUGAAUAUACCUCCUCCAAUUAUCAGCAACAAAAACUGGCUCAGACUUCAUUUUGUUACAGACAGCAACCACCGAUAUCGUGGAUUUAGUGCUCCCUAUCAAGGUUCUUCUUCCACUUUGACCCAAACUGCCUCCACUGGUGAGUUAGAGGAGGAUAUUGCGGCAACUGCUGGUGAUAAUACUGUUGCUAGCACAUCUGCUGAUGUUACUGUAUCCAGUGUUACUGCUGUCACCAGACAUAGAGUUUCCGAAGAGCAGCGAGUGCAAGCUGUGAAUCUCAGAAAAUCAGAUCUGGAACUCGCCACUUCCAAGGAAUCGCUCUCCCUUCAAUCAGCAAAUACCCAAAGUACAAGAAGACGGCCAAGAAAUGCUGAACAGAUAGAAAGAACUAAAGAGCUUGCAGUUGUUACUUAUAGAGUGAAAAAGGCCAUAGAUUUUAAAUCUAGAGGAUUUAAAUUGUUUCCAGGGAAAGACAACAGCAACAAGUUUUCUAUCUUAAAUGAAGGAGGUAUUAAACAGGCAUCCAAUUUGUGUCCAGAUCCUGGAGAACCUGAGAAUGGAAAACGGAUAGGCUCAGAUUUUAGCCUGGAUGCAACAGUACAAUUUUCUUGUGAUGAAGACUACGUGCUACAGGGGGCAAAAAGUAUCACCUGUCAGAGAAUAGCAGAAGUCUUUGCCGCAUGGAGUGAUCAUAGACCAAUGUGCAAAGUAAAGACUUGUGGAUCCAAUCUUCUAGGACCUAGUGGCACCUUCACAUCUCCCAACUUUCCAUUCCAGUAUGACAGUAAUGCUCAGUGUGUUUGGAUCAUCACAGCCAUCAAUCCAAAUAAGGUUAUUCAGAUUAAUUUUGAAGAAUUUGAUCUGGAGAUUGGCUAUGAUACACUAACAAUUGGUGAUGGAGGAGAAGUGGGUGAUCCCAGAACUGUUCUUCAAGUGUUAACGGGAAGCUUCGUGCCAGAUUUAAUUGUCAGCAUGAACAAUCAGAUGUGGCUGCACCUUCAGACUGAUGAAAGUGUGGGCUCAAUUGGCUUCAAAGUGAACUACAAAGAGAUUGAAAAAGAAAGCUGUGGGGAUCCUGGAACUCCAUUAUAUGGUAUUAGAGAAGGGGAUGGAUUUUCCAAUCGUGAUGUGUUAAGGUUUGAGUGUCAGUUUGGGUUUGAACUGAUUGGAGAAAAAUCUAUUGUCUGUCAAGAGAACAACCAGUGGUCGGCAAACAUACCAAUCUGUAUUUUUCCUUGCCUUUCUAAUUUCACGGCACCGAUGGGAACAGUUCUUUCUCCUGACUACCCAGAAGGAUAUGGAAAUAAUUUGAACUGCAUUUGGACAAUCAUCUCAGAUCCAGGGAGUCGAAUUCAUCUCUCCUUUAAUGACUUUGACUUGGAAUCUCAAUUUGACUUCCUUGCAAUUAAAGAUGGUGACUCUCCAGAUUCUCCAAUACUUGGAACAUUCACGGGAGCCGAAGUGCCAUCCCAUUUGACUAGUAACAGUCAUAUUAUACGCCUGGAAUUUCAAGCUGACCACUCAAUGUCAGGACGUGGUUUUAAUAUCACAUAUAACACCUUUGGACACAAUGAAUGUCCUGAUCCUGGCAUACCCAUCAAUGCACGGCGGUUUGGUGACAAUUUUCAGUUGGGAAGUUCAAUAUCUGUCAUUUGUGAAGAAGGAUUUAUUAAAACCCAAGGCACUGAAACAAUUACUUGUGUACUGAUGGAUGGGAAGGUUAUGUGGAGUGGACCUAUCCCUAAGUGUGGAGCUCCAUGUGGUGGGCAUUUUUCUUCUCCCAGUGGGGUCAUCCUUUCCCCAGGCUGGCCUGGGUAUUAUAAAGACUCAUUGAAUUGUGAGUGGGUGAUUGAAGCUGAACCAGGACACUCUAUCAAAAUUACAUUUGAAAGAUUCCAGACAGAACUCAAUUAUGAUGUUCUAGAAGUGCAUGAUGGACCCAAUCUUCUGUCACCACUUCUUGGAUCUUACAAUGGUACACAAGUCCCCCAGUUUCUGUUCAGUAGCAGUAACUUUAUUUACCUUCUGUUUACAACGGACAACAGCCGUUCCAAUAAUGGAUUCAAGAUCCACUAUGAAAGUGUCACAGUUAACACCUAUUCUUGUUUGGAUCCUGGCAUUCCUGUCCAUGGUCGUCGUUAUGGGCACGACUUUUCCAUUGGUUCAACAGUAUCAUUUGGGUGUGACCCAGGUUAUAGACUGAGCCACGAAGAGCCUCUGCUAUGUGAAAAGAACCACUGGUGGAGCCAUCCACUUCCUACUUGUGAUGCUUUGUGUGGAGGAGAUGUUAGAGGACCCAGUGGGACUAUUUUAUCCCCAGGUUACCCUGAAUUAUACCCAAACUCACUGAAUUGCACAUGGACUGUGGAUGUUACCCAUGGAAAAGGAGUGCAGUUCACCUUUCACACCUUUCAUUUGGAAGAUCAUCACGACUACUUACUAAUCACAGAGAAUGGCAGUUUCACUCAGCCGCUAGCACGCCUGACUGGCUCAGAAGUUCCGUCAGCAAUCAACGCUGGUCUCUAUGGAAAUUUCAGGGCUCAGUUGCGCUUUAUUUCUGACUUUUCAAUAUCAUACGAAGGAUUUAAUAUUACUUUCUCUGAAUAUAAUCUCGAACCCUGUGAAGAUCCUGGGACUCCUCAAUUUGGAAGCAGAAUAGGAUUUAACUUUGGAGUAGGAGACACCUUAACAUUUUCCUGUUCAUCUGGAUACCGUUUAGAAGGGGCUUCAGAGAUUAUCUGUCUCGGUGGUGGCCGACGUGUGUGGAGUGCACCUCUGCCCAGGUGUGUGGCUGAAUGUGGAGCUUCUGCAACAAAUAAUGAAGGAAUUUUGUUGUCCCCCAAUUACCCACUCAACUAUGAAAACAACCAUGAAUGUAUUUAUAGCAUUCAAGUGCAAGCUGGGAAGGGAAUCAAUAUUUCUGCCAGAACUUUUCAUCUUGCGCAAGGAGAUGUUCUUAAGAUAUAUGAUGGAAGGGAUAACACAGCCCACUUACUGGGUGCCUUUACUGGAGCUUCACUGCGAGGACUGACACUGAGCAGUACUUCAAAUCAUCUUUGGCUUGAGUUUAAUUCAGAUUCCGAGGGAACAGAUGAAGGUUUUCAACUUGUUUACACCAGUUUUGAGCUUUCUCAUUGUGAAGAUCCAGGUGUUCCACAAUUUGGAUACAAGAUAAGUGAUCAAGGCCACUUUGCUGGCAGCACCAUCAUUUAUGGAUGCAACCCUGGCUACACACUCCAUGGAAGUAGCCUCCUGAAGUGUAUGACAGGAGAAAGAAGGGCAUGGGACUACCCUCUGCCUUCUUGUAUAGCUGAAUGUGGAGGUCGUUUUAAAGGAGAAUCCUCAGGACGAAUUUUAUCUCCAGGCUAUCCUUUUCCUUAUGACAACAAUCUGCGCUGUAUGUGGAUGAUUGAAGUUGAUAUAGGAAAUAUUGUCAGCCUCCAGUUUCUUGCGUUUGAUACUGAAGCAUCACAUGAUAUACUACGUGUUUGGGAUGGUCCACCUGAAAAUGACAUGCUGUUAAAAGAAAUAAGUGGCUCUCUUAUUCCAGAAGGCAUCCACAGUACUCUCAAUAUUGUAACAAUCCAAUUUGACACAGACUUCUAUAUCAGCAAAUCUGGAUUUGCCAUUCAGUUUUCAAGCUCUGUAGCCACAGCCUGCCGUGAUCCCGGAGUCCCCAUGAACGGAACACGAAAUGGGGAUGGAAGAGAACCUGGAGACACAGUCAUUUUUCAGUGUGACCCUGGCUAUGAGUUGCAAGGAGAUGAGAGAAUAACCUGCAUUCAGGUAGAAAAUCGGUACUUCUGGCAGCCCAACCCACCAGUCUGUAUAGCACCCUGUGGAGGCAAUUUGACAGGCUCAUCAGGCUUUAUUCUUUCACCAAAUUUCCCUCAUCCUUAUCCCCACAGCAGAGACUGUGACUGGACUAUCACUGUUAAUAAUGACUAUGUAAUAUCAUUAGCAUUUAUCAGCUUCAGUAUAGAACCAAACUAUGACUUUCUCUAUAUAUAUGAUGGGCCAGACAGCAAUAGCCCACUAAUUGGGAGUUUUCAAGAUAGCAAGUUGCCAGAGAGGAUAGAAAGCAGUUCAUAUUCAAUGCACCUGGCUUUUCGAAGUGAUGGAUCUGUUAGCUUUACUGGUUUCCACUUGGAGUAUAAAGCCAAACUACGUGAGUCCUGCUUUGAUCCUGGUAAUAUAAUGAAUGGCACAAGACUUGGAAUGGAUUAUAAAUUGGGAUCAACAGUCACAUACUAUUGUGAUGCCGGUUAUGUUCUUCAAGGAUAUUCUACACUCACAUGUAUCAUGGGAGAUGAUGGGAGACCUGGAUGGAACAGAGCCUUACCCAGCUGUCAUGCACCUUGUGGAAGUCGUUCUACAGGUUCAGAAGGCACAGUUUUAUCACCAAACUACCCUAAAAACUACAGUAUAGGCCACAACUGCAUCUAUUCCAUUGCUGUUCCAAAAGAGUUUGUGGUAUUUGGCCAGUUUGUAUUUUUCCAGACAUCACUUCAUGACGUGGUUGAGGUAUAUGAUGGGCCAACUCAACAGUCAUCUUUAUUAUCUUCUCUCUCAGGAUCCCACUCAGGAGAAUCCCUUCCCUUGAGCUCAGGUAACCAGAUUACCAUUCGAUUUACUUCAGUUGGACCUGUAACAGCUAAAGGAUUUCACUUUGUAUACCAAGCGGUUCCAAGGACAAGUGCAACACAGUGCAGUUCCGUGCCUGAACCACGAUUUGGAAAAAGGAUUGGAAAUGAAUUUGCAGUUGGUUCAUUGGUUCUUUUUGAGUGUAAUCCAGGCUACAUACUCUAUGGAUCAAUAGCAAUUAGAUGUGACACAGUGCCCAAUGCACUGGCACAGUGGAAUGAUUCUCUUCCUACAUGUGUUGUGCCCUGUGGAGGAAUUUUAACUAAGCGCAAAGGGACCAUUUUGUCCCCUGGCUACCCUGAGCCUUAUGACAACAACCUAAAUUGUGUGUGGAAGAUCACAGUGCCAGAAGGAGCUGGAAUUCAAGUACAAGUUAUAAGUUUUGCAACUGAGCAUAACUGGGACUCUUUGGAUUUUUAUGAUGGUGGUGAUAAUAAUGCUCCAAGGCUUGGAAGCUAUUCAGGAACUACAAUACCUCCACUUCUCAACAGCACAUCCAACAAUUUGUACCUAAACUUUCAGUCAGAUAUUAGUGUGUCAGCUGCUGGAUUUCAUUUGGAGUAUACAGCUAUAGGUUUGGACUCUUGCCCUGAACCACAGACCCCAAACAGUGGAAUUAAAAUUGGAGACAGAUACAUGGUUGGAGAUGUGGUUUCCUUCCAGUGUGACCAAGGAUAUUCUCUUCAGGGACAUUCACAUAUCACCUGCAUGCCUGGACCAGUAAGAAGAUGGAAUUACCCUAUUCCAAUUUGCUUAGCACAGUGUGGUGGUUCCACGUCAGACUUCAGUGGUGUGAUCCUUAGUCCAGGCUUUCCUGGAAACUAUCCCAGCAGUUUAGACUGCACAUGGACAAUUAAGCUGCCUAUUGGUUUUGGGGUUCACUUGCAAUUUGUUAAUUUCUCAACGGAGACAAUACAUGAUUAUUUGGAAGUAAGAAGUGGAUCAACAGAUAUUAGUACCAUUAUCGGGAGACUAAGUGGCCCUCAGCUCCCUGCUUCCCUUUUUAGUACAACCCAUGAAACUAGCUUAUAUUUUCACAGCGACUAUUCUCAGAACAAACAAGGUUUUCAUAUUGUGUAUCAAGCAUAUCAGUUACAAAGUUGUCCUGAUCCACGGCCGUUUCGGAAUGGUUUUGUCAUUGGAGCAGAUUUUACUGUAGGACAAGCAGUUUCAUUUGAGUGUUUUCCUGGAUACACCUUAAUUGGGAACUCAGCACUUACUUGCCUUCAUGGGAUUAGUCGUAACUGGAACCAUCCAGUACCAAGAUGUGAAGCUCUCUGUGGAGGAAAUAUAACUGCAAUGAAUGGCACUAUAUAUUCUCCUGGCUAUCCUGAUGAGUACCCCAACUUCCAAGACUGCUUUUGGCUUGUAAGAGUUCCACCGGGACAUGGAAUUUAUAUCAAUUUCACUGUUCUUCAAACAGAACCGAUAUAUGAUUUCAUAACUGUCUGGGAUGGACCUGACCAAAGUUCUCCUCAGAUUGGGCAGUUUAGUGGCAACACUGCAUUGGAAUCAGUGUACAGCACUUCCAAUCAGAUACUCAUCAAGUUCCACAGUGACUUCACAACAAGUGGCUUCUUUGUGCUUAGUUAUCAUGCCUACCAGCUUCGAACCUGUCAACCUCCGCCUUCCAUACCAAAUGCUGAAAUUCUGACUGAGGAUGAUGAAUUUGAAAUAGGGGACAUAAUCAGGUACCAGUGUCUACCAGGCUUUACAUUAGUUGGUAAUGAGAUUCUGACAUGUAGACUGGGAGAGAGGCUACAGAUGGAUGGAGUACCUCCUGCUUGCCAAGUACUCUGUCCUGCAAAUGAGUUACGCCUGGAUUCAACAGGAGUGAUACUGAGUCCUGGCUACCCAGAGAGCUAUCCAAACCUCCAGAUGUGUGCAUGGACCAUUACAGUGGAAAAGGGUUAUAAUAUCAGCCUUUACUUUGAAUUCUUCCAGACGGAAAAGGAGUUUGAUAUACUUGAGGUGUUUGAUGGACCAAAUAGUCACAGUCCAUUGCUUAUCUCCCUAAGUGGUGAUUACUCUUCCUCACUAAAUAUAACUAGCAGUGGCCAUGAAGUUUUCCUCCGGUGGUCAGCAGAUCAUGGCACCAACAAAAAGGGUUUCCGGAUAAGAUAUAUAGCUCUUUACUGCAGCACUCCAGAGUCACCACCUCAUGGAUUCAUUGUUAGUCAAACAGGUGGGCAGCUCAACAGUGUGGUUCGUUGGACUUGUGACCGAGGAUUCCGGCUUGUUGGGAAAAGCACUGCUGUGUGUAGGAAAUCCCCCAAUGGAUAUCAUGCAUGGGAUGCACCUGUCCCAGCCUGUCAAGCAAUCUCUUGUGGGAUUCCAAAAGCUCCUGUGAAUGGUGGGAUAUUAACUACAGAUUAUUUAGUAGGCACCCGGGUUACUUAUUUUUGCAAUGAUGGGUAUAGGCUAUCAUCCAAGGAACUAACUACUGCAGUCUGCCAACCAGAUGGCACAUGGAGCAACCAUAAUAAAACACCUCGUUGUGUAGUUGUUACAUGUCCAAGCAUUAAUUCUUUCACCUUGGAACAUGGAAGGUGGCGAAUAGUGAAUGGCUCUCACUAUGAGUACAAAACUAAAGUUGUUUUUAGCUGUGAUCCUGGAUACCAUGGGUUAGGACCAGAAUCCAUUGAAUGUCUCGCCAAUGGAACUUGGAGUUGGAGAAAUGAGAGACCAUAUUGCCAAAUUAUUUCCUGUGGAGAACUUCCCAUCCCUCCAAAUGGGAAUAAAAUUGGAACUCAGAUCACAUAUGGCUCGACGGCAAUUUUUACUUGUGACUUGGGAUUUAUGCUGGUGGGUUCAGCUGUACGGGAAUGUCUCUCUGCUGGACUAUGGAGUGGAACUGAAACAAGGUGCUUAGCGGGCCAUUGUGGCAUUCCAGAACUUAUAGUCAAUGGUCAAGUAAUUGGAGAAAAUUAUGGCUACAGGGACACGGUGGUAUACCAGUGCAAUCCUGGCUUCCGACUGAUUGGUUCUUCUGUACGAAUAUGCCAGCAAGAUCACAACUGGUCUGGUCAGCUUCCAUCCUGUGUGCCUGUUAGUUGCGGUCAUCCUGGAAGCCCGAUUUAUGGAAGAACGAGUGGGAAUGGUUUCAACUUCAAUGAUGUUGUGACAUUCUCUUGUAACACUGGCUAUGUCAUGCAAGGCACAACAAAAGCCCACUGUCAAUCAAACAGGCAAUGGAGCCAUCCACCACCGAUAUGUAAAGUGGUCAACUGUUCUGAUCCAGGAAUCCCUGCAAAUUCUAUACGAGAAAGUAAAAUUGAACAUGGAAAUUUCACCUAUGGCACAGUUGUUUUUUAUGACUGUAAUCCUGGAUAUUUUUUAUUUGGAUCCUCAGUUUUAGUCUGCCAACCAAAUGGUCACUGGGACAAACCUCUUCCAGAAUGCAUUAUGAUUGACUGUGGUCAUCCUGGCAUUCCCCCAAAUGCAAUCCUGUCUGGAGAGAAAUAUACAUUUGGAUCUACUGUCCGUUACACCUGCACAGGAAGGCGAUUGCUAAUAGGCCAGCCAUCUCGGACAUGUCAGUUAAAUGGACGUUGGAGUGGAUCUAUGCCUCAUUGCUCAGGUGAUGCUGCAGGAUCCUGUGGGGAUCCGGGGAUCCCAGGUCACGGUUCUAGAGAAGAAAGCAAUUUUAGAACUAAAAGUGUUGUGCAAUUCUCCUGUGAGCUUGGUUACAUACUUCAUGGAUCAGAGGAAAGAACAUGUCUGGGAAAUGGAAGCUGGACAGGAAGGCAACCAGAAUGUAAAGCUGUACAGUGUGGUAACCCUGGAACAACAGCCAAUGGGAAGGUUUUUCGCAUAGAUGGCACAACGUUCUCUAGUUCUGUAAUUUAUUCCUGCAUGGAAGGCUACAUCCUGUCUGGACCUUCUGUAAGACAGUGUACAGCCAAUGGAACAUGGUCUGGCUCCUUGCCUAAUUGCACAAUAAUCAAUUGUGGAGAUCCAGGUGUCCCAGCCAAUGGCCUGAGAUAUGGUGAUGAUUAUGUUGUUGGACAAAACGUUACCUAUAUGUGCCAGCCUGGGUACACAAUAGAAUCCAACAGCUCCAAAUUGCGUACUUGCACCACCAACGGCACGUGGAGUGGAACACUUCCUACAUGUAAAGCUGUUACCUGUCCAACUCCACCCCAGAUCUCUAAUGGAAGACAGGAAGGAACAAAUUUUGACUGGGGAUUUAGUAUUAGCUAUGUCUGCUCGCCUGGCUAUGAACUAUCUUUUCCUGCUGUUUUGACCUGUGUUGGAAAUGGAACAUGGAGUGGUGAAGUACCUCAGUGCUUACCAAAGUUUUGUGGUGAUCCAGGAGUACCUUCACAAGGCAAAAGGGAAGGCAAGAGCUUCAUUUAUCAGUCUGAGGUCUCUUUUAGCUGUAACCUUCCAUUUGUAUUGGUUGGUUCUACUACUCGGAUCUGUCAAGCAGAUGGCACAUGGAGUGGGUCACCUCCUCGUUGCAUAGAACCUACACGCACAGCAUGUGAAAACCCUGGAAUUCCCCGUCAUGGAUCACAAAACAAUACAUUUGGUUAUCAGGUGGGAAACAUUGUGCAGUUUCAAUGCAAAAAAGGAUAUCUUCUUCAAGGAUCUACAACUCGCACCUGCCUUCAUGAUCUUAUGUGGAGUGGGAUUCAGCCAGAAUGUAUACCGCACAGUUGUAAACAGCCAGAAUCUCCAGACCAUAUGAAUGUUGCAGGAAUGGACCUUCCCUCCCUUGGUUAUACUCUGAUAUAUACCUGCCAACCAGGAUUCUUCCUAGCAGGAGGAUCAGAACACAGAGUCUGCAGAUCUGAUGGCACUUGGACUGGGAAAGUUCCUGUUUGUGAAGCUGGUUCCAAAAUACUGGUAAAAGACCCUAGGCCAGCAUUGGGAACACCAAGUCCCAAACUGAAUGUUCCUGAUGAUGUCUUUGCCCAGAAUUACAUAUGGAAAGGCUCCUACAAUUACAAAGGCAAAAAACAACCCAUGACCUUGACAGUUACCAGUUUCAAUACAACAUCAGGAAGAGUGAAUGCGACCCUUAGCAACAGCAAUAUGGAGCUAUUACUUUCAGGGGUGUAUAAAAGCCAAGAAGCCCGUUUAAUGCUCCAUAUAUAUUUCAUUAAAGCACCAUCUCAUACUUCUGUGAACAAACUGAAAGAGGAAAAAUGGGCAAUGGAUGGUUUUGUUUCUGCUGAGCCCGAUGGUGCAACCUAUGUUUUUCAAGGAUUUAUCCAGGGUAAAGAUUAUGGACAAUUUGGACUUCAAAGAUUAGGACUUAAUAUGUCUGAAGGUUCCAAUUCUUCAAACCAACCACAUGGUACAAACAGCAGUUCUGUGGCCAUUGCUAUUCUUGUGCCUUUCUUUGCCCUCAUAUUAGCAGGAUUUGGGUUUUAUCUUUAUAAACAAAGAACUGCACCUAAAACACAGUAUACCGGAUGUUCUGUACAUGAAAACAACAAUGGGCAAGCUGCUUUUGAAAACCCCAUGUAUGAUACAAGUGCGAAAUCCGUCGAAGGGAAGGCUGUGCGAUUUGACCCUAACUUGAACACAGUUUGCACAAUGGUAUAACAUGGCGUUGGCUCAACUUCUGUGCUCUGAAAAUUGAAACACAACACAGUGCACGCCUAGUUCACUGAUUAAAAAAAAAAAAUUAAAGCACACUUUUCAGGAUUUCCUGGGUCACCUUCUCCUGAGGAUGAGAGAGACAAGAGUGGAUUUCUUUUUUUCUUUUUCUUUUUUCAUAAACUGAAAAAAAAUCGACUUCAUGGCUACCGUGGAGUAUUUUACAGAAAAUCUGCUGCACUCCAUGAGUGCUUACUCACAGUUUAUUUGCUUUUUUAAAAAAGGAGAUUAUUCUAAAAAAAUAGAAAUAAAAAAAUAAAAAAAUAAAACAUAUUUGCAUAUAUUGGAGGAGCAUCCACUAUCAGUACUUCUGUGCUUUAUAAACUAUGCUAGAGGGACUGGGUUUAAAAGAACAAAACAACAGAUAUAUGGUAGAAAAUAAGAGUUAUAUUUACAGGAGACAGCAAGUCAUUGGUUUCUCUUUAACAGUCACAAGCUACAUCAUUCCCCAACCAUUAGAAUGUUACAUUCUCUCAAUUAUAUCCUCUCUGUUAAGAACUAUGUUUCCCCCCUCCUGUACCUAUGAAUUUCUACGAUUAUGCCAUGGCCAUUAAUAGGCUUAAGCUUGCAAAUGCAACCUAUUAUUUCUGUGCCACAGUGGGAUAAUUAAGUGUCAGUUCUCAGGUUCUUUUAUUUCAUGAGUUUAAUUCCCUGUUCCGUUUUUGCCUUGUUUGGUUUUUUUUUCAUCUAACAUCUUCUGUUUCAGUUGCCUAUACAGGCAGUUCCAUUUCUUCUUUUUCUCUUCUACAUGAGCUUUCCCAGUAACCACCACUCCGACAGCAGUAGGACAUGCCAUCAUUAAUUCAAGUUUUGUAAUAUUGUGAUUUUUUAAAAAAAAUUACUGAGGACUAUUCGUGAAAGUAUCAGUUUUACACUUUCCCCCAAUAAUUCUAAUUUAUCCUUCUUGAAAUAUCCACAUGAGAAAAGUGGCGAAUUAUAAUAAUACUGGACUCCUAGAUUAUGAAGAACAUUAGGCACUAAAUUUCAGAUCUUACUCCAUCAUCUGUUUUAUCAGCAUUACAGGCCCUGCUUCAUGCUGUGUUAAAUGCUGUACACAGAGUGCAAUCAAAGUCUAGUAAAGCUGCAGUCACUAAAAGAUAUGCUUCAACCCAUUAUUGACUUCAGUGUUCUAAUGUGUCCAUGGAGUUCUUGUGUCCACUAGGUCUUCCUUGGUUAUUCCAAUGGAGCAGGCAGUUCUGUGCAUACAAAAGGAUAAGGGCCUGCAUCCAUCCUCCCACUGAAUGGGGUGGGGUGGUGAGACGCCUCCGAGAUGUUCAUGUAGACUGCAGAGCAUAUGGGUGUCUCUAGUAAAAAUGUUUUAGAAUAGCAUCUGGUCUAAUCCUACAAGGUUGCUUUCGUCAAGAUAGUUUUAGAUCUGCAACUCUCUCCCAUGGCAAAAACUGUAAUUGGAUAUGUUUAUAACAAGUAGAACUUGCAACAAUAAUGUCAUGUCAGGUCUGAAAUCUCAUCUGUUAUACGGUGAGGAUGGGACAGAAUAGGGUAGUGAUGUGCAGCAGAUAGGUGAAAUGUAGGUUGGGAGAGUCUUGUCAGAAUGGAAUUUUUUCUCUCCUCCUUCUCCUCCACCCAGUUUGCAUUGUUAUUGGCUGUGCCCUGCUGAUUGACAAGAGGAGAAGAACCCCCUUUUGGAAUCUUCGUUGGAGGAUUCUGGGGCUGUGAAGUGUAUGGAUUCUCUGCUUCUUCAGGGUGGUUUUUCGUUUGGGGAGGAGGUCUGGGCUUCUUCCCAAAAGCGAACAUUUUGGGGCUUGCAUUGUGGCCCCCCUCGACAGCCCUAUAUGCCCUGCUCCCAGCCUUAACGGGAGCUUGUGGAGGCCCUAUGCCUAACUAACAGAUAGGCAUAUGUCCAGCUAACAUACUCUGUUAGCUGUCAGCAAUAUGUUGAUAGAUACUAGGCAUAAUUAUGUUGAGACAUGUCUGCAUUAUUAGAUAUCUGAUUCAUGGGUGGUAAUGGAAUUACAACUUUUUAAAGUUACAUUUUUUGCCAUGGGAUAACAGGAUUUACUGAUUACCAUGUUUGUCUUCUUUUAUCAUGCUGUGCCAGCAAAUCAUUGAUAUAAGGGAGAUAUAUUGAAUGCUUUGUCAAAGUAGUGCCAGGCAUUAUUGUGGUGACACAUGGUUAUGCUAGCACAACCAUUUCGAGUCAAGAUGUAACCCAGUUCACAACCUCGUUAAUCCAAAAUACUUAGAUUUAAACCAGAUUGGUUCUAGAUUUCAGUCUGCUGAAAUCCAUAUCCCUUGGCACAGGUGAAAUACAGGGGGGAAAGUGACUCCGUUGAAAUUUCCCUAUUGAAUUUAGUGGUCUUUUUUGCUUGAGCCCCAAACUUUCCAUAAUUUGGAAAGUUUGAGUAUACAAAUUAGCAUUGGUUUUUUGAAAACAAAUCCCUUGUCCUGUUGCAACAGUAGAAUGUACAGGAAACCCAUGAUAUUAAGAAAAAAAAUCAGUUUCUUCAAAUCCUACUCCCUUCCACAGUAGGUAUAAGACAUUGCAGACCCACUUCACUCUCAUCUAAAGGGAUGCAAUUUUUCAUUUUGAUUAUAGUUCAUUAAUGAAUUAUCAAAUGACAACCUGAGUAAUUCCCAUGUCAUAGUUCAUUGUCUUCCUUUUAUAGCAUGAAAUCGUUUUGGAUUCAUCAAUGCUGUACAUUAGCCAGUGUGAAUUAUCUGUUACUACUGUCUUUUUCCAGACAUACUCUGUGAAAAUCAAAAUUUUUAUUAAUGUUUUAGAGAGUGCCUCCCCUGCCCCACAAAAAACUCCCCAUUCCAAACCACAACUAUCAUUAUACCCGGGAUUGCUGCUUGGAUUUUUAUGGUGUUUGAUGACUUUCUUAUGAAUCAUUUGACAGUGUUUUGUUUUGAGAAUUCAUACAGUUCUGUCCAAAAAACUGUCUUCUACUAAAAGAAUGCUGUUUUUAUAUUUUAUACCAUCAAUUUGUUAUUUAUUCUUGUUUAUUCAAAUGAUUGCAAUAAUGAUGAUUCACUCAUUAAUGUUAAGGUUAAUACAUUUGAGAUCUUUAAAAUCUUGUUUCUUCUGCAGCUGGCUACUCCUCUUAUAUUAAUGCAUACACUUUUGUAAAGAAGUCUAUUUUUAUGGGAAAAAAGGAUUUGUAAAAGUAUGAUGUAAAUUUUCAGUGCAAUGUAAACAAAAUAAAAAUGGAUAAUUGCUUUUGUAACAUUGGGUGUCCUUUCCAAGAGAAGAUUUGAAAUCAUAUAUGGUGUGGAGGCUAAUGAAUCAUCAAAUUGCUCGGGCAAAUAUCAGAAUUUUGCUGUAAUUUUUUCUUGGUUCUCAUAGCCUGGUAAAUUAUGAAUAAUCUGAAGAUACUUAUAUUAUUUUUGAAAACUGAAAAUUAACCCAAUAUGCAAAAGAAAAGAAAAAUUAUUUACCAGACCACUUUUAAGUAAAAGAAGAUUAAUAAAAUGAGAGGAAACGUG
Messenger RNA from Hemicordylus capensis (graceful crag lizard), 15043 nucleotides. RefSeq names its product CUB and Sushi multiple domains 3 (gene CSMD3). Gene Ontology annotation, biological process: regulation of dendrite development. The transcript is spliced from 71 exons. Bases 383 to 11542 code for a protein of 3719 amino acids. Lineage: Eukaryota; Metazoa; Chordata; Lepidosauria; Squamata; Cordylidae. The record is from RefSeq and is a predicted model, not a curated record.